Podospora anserina S mat+ is the source of this 1404-nucleotide messenger RNA. RefSeq lists its product as uncharacterized. The record is from RefSeq and is a predicted model, not a curated record. The transcript has 2 exons. Gene Ontology annotation, molecular function: zinc ion binding; metallocarboxypeptidase activity. Lineage: Eukaryota; Fungi; Ascomycota; Sordariomycetes; Sordariales; Podosporaceae. The coding region runs from base 1 to 1404 and encodes 467 amino acids. Gene Ontology annotation, biological process: proteolysis.
AUGAAACAGUUUGUGCCAGCUGCCGCCGUGGUGGCGCUCCAGGUCACCGCGUCUCUCGCGGAGGAGCUGCUGCCUGUUCAGAUCAGGGCUCCCAGCCCAGCACACUUCUCCGAUCUCGUGGCCAACAACACGCUCGAUUUCGGCUGCAGGCCCAUCGCCCAUCCCACCAGCGAUGGCAAGUUUGAGCUCCAGGCUCUCCUCACCAGAGACCAGAUCAGCUGGCUUCACGGCGAGUACAGCUCGGACGAGGCCAUCACCGUCCAGGAGACUGCCCUCGACAAGCGCCAAACCUCGGGCAAAGCCCCCAUCGGCACCGGCGAUCGCUUCAGCGGCGGCUCCGUGACCCCCUCGGGCCUCGGAACCAAAGCCAGCACGGCCAGCAUCGCCAGCAUCCUCAACGUCAACGAGAUCAACUCUGCGCUCACCGGCCUCGCAAACGCCUACCCGGGCGCCUUCUUCAAGUACAACCUCCCCUACACCACCUUCCAAGGCCGCACCUCGGUCGCCGCCUACACCGGAGCCGGUCCCGACACGUCAAAGUACCGGCUCUACCUCUCGGCCGGCAUGCACGCCCGCGAGCGCGGCGGGCCCGACAACCUCCUCUACUGGGUUUCUGACCUCCUCGCGGCGAACAAGUCCGGGUCUGGGCUGACUACGGCAAAAAGACGUACACCAACGCCCAACGGCGUGGUCUACGACCAGUCGUCUGGUUCUCUCUGGCGCAAGAACAGGAACACCCGCUCUGGCUCGUCGGGCGCGUCGGUGGGCGUUGAUCUCAACCGCAACUUCAACUUCCUCUGGAACUUUCGCAAGUUCUUCUCUUCGUCCGUCUCCCCUGCUUCUACAAGCCCUAGCUCGGAGGCGUUUUACGGCACCGCUCCCGAGUCAGAGCAGGAGACCAAGAACCACGUCUCCGUCUAUGACAAGUUCCCCGGCAUCAGAUGGUUCAUGGACAUUCACUCUGCCGCGGGGACGAUUUUGUAUUCUUGGGGGGAUGACGUGAAUCAGUCGACGGAUCCAAAGAUGAACUUUUUGAACUCGACGUAUGAUGGGAAGAGGGGGGUGACGGGGGAUAGUGUGUACAAGGAGUACAUCCCUGCCGCGGACGCGACUGCCAUCAAGAGGGCGGCGGAUGCCACCGUAGCGGGUAUGAAGGGUGUGGGUUCGAGGAGCUAUGUUAGCCAGCAGGCGGUGGGGCUGUAUCCCACCUCGGGGGCGAGUGAUGAUUAUGCUUUUAGCAGGUUUUGGGCUGAGCCGGGGGUGAGUAAGGUUUAUGGGUUCACGAUGGAGUUUGGGUACUCGACCAAUUUUUAUCCGACGACGGCCGAGUUCAACAAUAAUAUUCGGGAUACGAAUGCUGGGUUUAUGGAGUGGGCGUUGACUGCUAUUGCUGUCGGGUUGUAG